UUGUGGGAUACGUUUUCCCAUUCAUCGCGGCAGGGGAAUCACAAGUCAGUCGACUAUGCUGUCGGACGUAAACUAACGUGUUAUUGAGCUCUAUAAGCCAUUAUUUGGUGCAUAUGUGAAUUCAGUGGGAUUUUAAAAGACGAAAUGGUCAAAGAGAAACCGAAUUCAAUACGUACUUACGACAAAGAAGGAUUUCGGCGGAGGGCUGCAUGUCUGUGUUUCAAAGAUGAUGCCGAAAAAGAGAUCCUUCUUGUGACAAGCAGUAAGGACAGAGAGAAGUGGGUGGUGCCAGGAGGAGGUGUGGAACCCUUAGAGGACCCCAGAAACACAGCAGAGCGUGAAGCUCUCGAGGAGGCAGGGGUCCGGGGCAAAUUAGGUAGACACAUCGGCAUGUUUGAGAAUAAAGACAAGAACCACAGGACAACAGUGUAUGUGUUUGUAGUGACUGAGCUGAUGGAUGAUUGGGAAGAUAAAAGAGCUAUGGGUCGGACGAGAGAGUGGUUCAGUAUAGCAGAGGCCCAUGCAAAGCUCUCACACAAACCAAUUCAACUCCACUACCUUAGAGAACUGCUAGAGAAACCCCUGGAUAUGGUCACAUGACCACCAGCAAGCCAUUAGAGUCCUAGUAUUUGUGCUGCUAUAUAUAAGUUGAAUCUAUAUUUAGUUGUAGGGUAUAUCCCACAUGUCUCAACCUGUGAUUCAUAUACCUGUAUCACCCUGGGGAGUGUCAUCCAGUGAAAAUCUGUGAAGGCUCAAGAAUUGAGUUGUAUGCCCUUUGUGGUGUUGCUAUGGUGAUUUUUUGACUUCAUUGAUAGUGGAGUUUUCCAGAGUCAGGCAUUAGAUACCUAACAUAUUCAUGUGUUGGUCUCAUAGAACGUUCAAUGGGGACCACUUAUUUGUCUUUAUAAUUUAAUUUUGUGAAAUAAUUUGACUUUUUUAUGACCUGUUGACGAUUUUUAUCAAAGUGAAUUGUUGCAGUAUUAUACAUUUAUAUGAGGCUCAGCCAUACUAUUGUAGAUGUAUCUGUUGUGGUAAUAAUUGGUCUUUCACUAUGAUUGGUGUUUUGAUAUGUUGGUACAUGUAUUUUAUGUAAAAAGUUCUCUUUCUAAAAUGAGUGAGUUUUAGGAAAGUUAGCAAUAUUGUUUAAGUUAAGCAUGAAAACUAUUACAUUUGUAUUUACUAUUGUAUUUAUGUUAAAAUUGCCAAAAUUUGACUCCCUUCCUCCGGAUUACAGAAUAUAGGGUUAACAGAUAACAUACAUGUAUUGUUGACUUUGUACUGCAUCAGGACAUGUCAACCAGAAUAAAAUGUUACAACUAUUUAUUAAUUAAUAAUUAAUUACUAAUUUGAAAAAUAUUUAAAAAAAAACUUAUUAUAGAGCAUGUGUAAUUUUAGUUUACGUAUAAUUAAAUUGGAUGAUAGACCAAUCAACAGUAUCAAGACCGUUUGUUGGUAAUGUUAACAGGUAAUUAAUAUAAUUAUGUCCCUUAGCACCUCAAAUUGUCUGCCUGACUCUUGAUGACAGAAUCAAAGACAUUUUUGUGUUGGUAUUAAUUUAUCAUUGGAAAAAUGCGUCAAUGAUUGAUACAGCUUUUUCACAUCAACAUGUUCCACAGUUUUGUUAUAAGAAUUUUUUUCAGGUUUUAUGAUAUAGAAAAGCAUUUCAUAAACUCUGAUAAUCCCACUUACAGCUUUAAUUUUAUUUUCGUUAGAUUUCCUGUUUUGAUGAAAAGUCUAUAUGUCAUUGUACAUCGUUAAAUUGUAUGAAAGUUGAUAAAGAAUGGUCACUACAGUAUUAUAAGUUUUAUUAGACAUUAUCAAACAUAUACUACAUCACCAGGAUUAUAGAUUUCAACAUCAAUAACAGAAGCUGAAGUUGUUUUGGUUGGUAUGGCUUUGAAUCCCUACCAGCAGAUCUAUACAUUACCGUAUUGGAUGUAAUAAGUAUACCUGCCGCUGAAAGCACACCCCACCUUUUUCAGGAAAAGAGGAUGGGUGUGCUAAUUGAACCACAUGAAACAUUCCUUACCUCACUUAUCUACCAAUAUAAUCUGCAAUCUUUUAACAGAGACUCUAGAUUGUUUUUACUACAUAGAGUAUAGGGUAUAAAUAGAAAAAGAUAUUUUUCCACCCAAAUUUCACAUGUGGAAAAAGUGCACAGUUCAUUUAUUAGGUUAAAUCUAGUGUAUGCUGUUGUGUUGGUAACAUGUCUCUGAAUGGUUGAGUUUUAAUUUCCCUGUCAAGUUUUGUAUGAAACUUGUUCUGCACGUAAUAUAAAAUAUAUAUAAGGAUUUUAUACUGAAUCAAAUGUCAGCCUUCUAGAAAGUCUAUUUUAAGGAUGAUAAAUGAGGUAUUGGAAACUGUUGUACUUUUUAGUAUUUCUUUAUUCAUUAACUCUUAGAAAAAAACAGAAACAUGUCUAAAAAAAAAAAAAA
This is a messenger RNA of Pecten maximus, 2435 nucleotides long. Its product is annotated as diphosphoinositol polyphosphate phosphohydrolase 2-like. The transcript is spliced from 4 exons. The record is from RefSeq and is a predicted model, not a curated record. Gene Ontology annotation, biological process: diphosphoinositol polyphosphate metabolic process; diadenosine pentaphosphate catabolic process; diadenosine hexaphosphate catabolic process. The coding region runs from base 145 to 600 and encodes 151 amino acids. Gene Ontology annotation, cellular component: nucleus; cytoplasm. Gene Ontology annotation, molecular function: bis(5'-adenosyl)-hexaphosphatase activity; bis(5'-adenosyl)-pentaphosphatase activity; diphosphoinositol-polyphosphate diphosphatase activity. NCBI's taxonomy places the organism in Eukaryota, Metazoa, Mollusca, Bivalvia, Pectinida, Pectinidae.